Molecule: messenger RNA, 495 nt
Organism: Mesorhabditis belari
Lineage: Eukaryota; Metazoa; Nematoda; Chromadorea; Rhabditida; Rhabditidae
Source: the annotation of a GenBank genome assembly
AUGCCACCAAAGUUCGACCCGACUGAGAUCAAGAUCGUCUACUUGCGUUGUGUGGGCGGAGAAGUGGGAGCCACAUCAGCUCUCGCACCCAAAGUUGGGCCCCUUGGAUUGUCGCCAAAGAAGGUCGGAGACGACAUCGCGAAGGCAACGCAAGACUGGAAGGGAUUGAAGGUCACCUGCAAGCUCACCAUCCAAAACAGAAAUGCCAAGAUCGAUGUGGUGCCAUCAGCUGCGUCGCUCAUCAUCAAGGAGCUCAAGGAGCCACCUCGCGACAGAAAGAAGGUCAAGAACAUCAAGCACAACGGCGAUCUCACCAUCGACACCAUCAUCAAAAUCGCGAGGACCAUGCGCAGUCGUUCAAUGGCAAAGAAGUUGGAGGGAACGGUGAAGGAGAUCCUCGGAACCGCUCAAUCGGUCGGCUGCACCAUUGAUGGACAACACCCACACGACGUCAUCGACUCGAUCAACAAUGGCGACAUCGAAAUCCCAGCCGAA